This is a messenger RNA of Ostertagia ostertagi, 414 nucleotides long. Lineage: Eukaryota; Metazoa; Nematoda; Chromadorea; Rhabditida; Trichostrongylidae. The record is from the annotation of a GenBank genome assembly.
CAGGCUCUAGCUUGCUGCGCUCCAACAGUAGAAACUACUAUUAUCGACCCCGACACCCCCAUCACCAAAACAUUAGAACAGGAACCAAGUGGACUCAUCACCGAGAUGAAGUUUCUAUAUUUGUUCGCUCUACUCAUUGUGCUGUUCGCAAUGGUUCAUUCCUUAAAAGUCAGGAAACCAAAGAGAGAGACUGUCUACGUGCAGUUGCCGCCAGAGGUACCCGGAGGUGAACCAAGAUAUGUCAAAGCACCGAAAGUGAUGACAGAGUACGACAAAUGCAAAAUGGAGUGCAAAAGGCAAAGAGAUGCUCAAUACCGCAAAGAGCACAUAGCCGCCCUACGUGAGGAAUUGGCAAUUCUGGAAGCGCAAGAAGCUGCAGAGGUUACUGCUGGAGCACCUGGAACCCAACGAGAA